This is a messenger RNA of Malassezia pachydermatis, 1254 nucleotides long. Its product is annotated as wd40 repeat-like protein. The record is from RefSeq and is a predicted model, not a curated record. Gene Ontology annotation, molecular function: protein binding. The transcript has 2 exons. Bases 1 to 1254 code for a protein of 417 amino acids. NCBI's taxonomy places the organism in Eukaryota, Fungi, Basidiomycota, Malasseziomycetes, Malasseziales, Malasseziaceae.
AUGAACAUUGCCCUGUCUUCAGAUGCCCUGGAUGUCUCGUUUCAUCCAGGGGAGCAGGUGCAUAAGAUCGCUGUCGGGCUUAUCAGUGGCAAGGUCCAGGUGUUUGAUUACUCUGCGAUGUUUAACGAGGAUGGAUCUUGCCAGUCGCCGCCUGAAGGCAAGCGCAAAAGCAAGCUGUACAAGCGGCUUUGGAGCGUUCGGCCCUCGCACAAAAGCUGUCGUGGUGUGGCAUUCGAUGCAUCUGGUGAUAAAAUCUACUGUAUUUUUAAAGACAAGUCUUUACUAGCUCUAGAUGCUGCCACCGGGGAGGUCCUGGCGAAGUGGGCCAAUGCGCAUGACUCGGCUCCGUCUCGUGUCCUGCCUAUUGAUGAUACCUUGGUUGCAACAGGAGAUGAUGAUGGUAUAGUACGGCUAUGGGAUCCUCGUUCACCGCCCUCGAAUGGUGCAGAGGCCAAGCCUUUGCAAUCCUAUGAUCACCACUCCGACUGGAUUACCGAUAUGCUCUGGUGCCCCCAUCUAGAUGCCCCUAAGGAACGUAAGAAGGAGAAGGAUGACUCUGCGAAACGGAAACGUGAGCCAGAGAGCGAGAGGAGUCGCUUGGUAGUGACCAGCGGCGAUGGGACGCUGAGUGUGAUUGAUGUACGCACAGGCAAGAAGGGGGUGGAAGUUAGUGAAGAUCAAGAGGAUGAACUGCUUUCUAUUGCCUCUAUUAAAGGGGGCAAGAAGCUGGUCGUGGGUACGCAGCUUGGCAUUUUAUCGCUUUGGGCUCCUUCGCGUGGUCUUUUAGAUCAUGUCGACCGCUUCCCUGGGCACCCUGCCAGCGUCGAUGCAAUUUGCACGUUGGACGAUGAUACAGUGCUGACUGGCUCUUCAGAUGGCCUUAUUCGCGUUGUCCAACUGUUCCCUCAUGAGCUGCUGGGGAUUGUCGGCGAUCACGAUGGUAUGCCUGUGGAGUGUAUGAGGCGGAAAGGGAAUUUGAUUGCGAGUUUGGGUCAUGGUAAUGAAUGUAAACUCACUGAUCUCACGUCGCUUCUUGAAGGUGAUGAUGAUGAGAUCGAUGAGGAUGAUCCACAAAUCAUUGACGGCGUUUCGAGUUCACAUCUGGCAACGCGUAGUGCGGGAGUGAGUGAUAAUGAGAGUAGCGACAGCGAUGCGCCUCGCGCGACCAAGCGACGCGCCAAAGGGAAGAAUGCGAUGGCAGCACCUACUGAGCCAUCAACACAAGACCAUGCAGAUUUCUUUGCCGAUUUAUAG